Molecule: messenger RNA, 355 nt
Organism: Staurois parvus
Lineage: Eukaryota; Metazoa; Chordata; Amphibia; Anura; Ranidae
Source: the annotation of a GenBank genome assembly
AAAUUAAUUGGUUUACAUGAAAGUAAUAGCUUUUACAAAUGGCGAAAAAUAUACUGGGAUUUUUUUUUUCUACUAGUAAUGCCAGCAAUCAGCGCGGGACUGUGGAACUGCACUGGGCAUUCUGACACUGGGGGGGAACUGACUUGGUGUCACUGACAUCCCCAGUGACACCAAUACAGUAAUCAGUGCUAAAUAAAAGCACUGACACUGUACUAAUGGCACUGGGCAGGAAGGGGUUAAAACAUGAGGGGCGAUCAAAGGGUUAACUGUGUGCUGUUUUACUAUGUGCUGUGUCACACUGCUUUGGAUGGCUGUGCUGUGCACAGCCAACCAAAGCAGUGUGCAAGAACUGACA